GAGAAACUCUGUCUAAAAAAAAAAAAAAAAGAAAGAAAGAAAGAAAAAAAGGCUUUGCUCCUGGUCACAGCUGCCAGCACCCAGAAAGAGGAAGUGACUGACAGCAAGGGUCUCUGUGCUCUUCCCACGGCCUCUCCCCGCUACCUCUGGUUCCCUGGGGACAGGGGUGCAUGCUGCCUUAGAAGAGCUUGAAUGCUUCUCCUCGGAGGAUCUUGGUGUCAGGGGAUUGGCAGUCAAGGACUUAUAGUGCCCUCUGGGUUGCAGAGGGUCCCCCAUGAGGAGAAGGGGUGGACCAGGGCUGGUGGCCUGGAUAGAGAUGAAAGACCUUGAAUACAGCAAUCCCUGCCCUCUGAGCUGAUAGCUAUUUUCUCCUUCAGCUCCCUCCCCUCUUUCCCCUUGCCUGGUGCCCAGUCCUGCUGCUUUCGGGAGCUGCCAGCCUCCCCGACUCGACUCUGCGCUCACUCUGUGGCCAGAGGAGGGGCCAGCUCUCCUGAUCUCAAUCAAUCAGCACACCCAGGCAGCAACUUCUGAGGCUGACAGUGGCUCUCUAGGAGGAACUGCAGAGAGGCUGCAAGCUUAUGGUUCCCGGGUGCCUGGCUCAGCCCUCCUUUCUUCCCCUUUGCCAUGGCCAACAUCACAGUGAAGCAGCUCUGUCCACUCUUGGAGGAGAUGACCCAGUUUCCAAACCACAGCAACUCUAGCACCCGCUAUAUUGACCACGUGUCCGUGCUGUUACACGGGCUGGCUGCGCUGCUGGGCUUGGUGGAGAACGGACUCAUCCUGUUUGUGGUGGGCUGUCGCAUGCGCCAGACGGUGGUCAGCACCUGGGUGCUGCACCUGGCGCUGUCCGACUUGCUAGCCUCCUCCUCCCUGCCUUUCUUCACCUACUACCUGGCGGUGGGCCACUCCUGGGAGCUGGGCACCACCUUCUGCAAGCUGCACUCCUCGGUCUUCUUUCUCAACAUGUUUGCCAGCGCCUUCCUGCUCAGCGCCAUCAGCCUGGAUCGCUGUCUGCAGGUGGUAAGGCCAGUGUGGGCACAGAACCACCGCACGGUGGCGGUGGCACACAGAGUCUGCCUGGUGCUCUGGGCUCUGGCGGUGCUCAACACAGUGCCUUAUUUCGUGUUCAGGGACACCAUCCCGCGGCUUGACGGCCGCAUCAUGUGCUAUUACAACAUGCUGCUCUUCAAUCCAGGGCCUGACCGCGACGCCACAUGCGACUAUCGCCAGAAGGCCCUGGCUGUCAGCAAGUUCCUGCUGGCCUUCGUGGUGCCUCUGGCCAUCAUCGCCUCGAGCCACGUAGCCGUGAGCCUGCAACUGCGCCACCGCGGCCACCAGAGGACAGGCCGCUUCGUGCGCCUGGUGACGGCCGUGGUGGCGGCCUUCGUGCUCUGCUGGGGGCCCUACCAUGUCUUCAGUCUGCUGGAGGCGCAUUCCCAUUCUGUUACCGCGGUGCGGCAGCUCGUGUCCCGUGGGCUCCCAUUCGUCACCAGCCUGGUCUUCUUCAACAGCGUGGUCAACCCACUGCUCUAUGUGUUCACCUGCCCCGACAUGCUGCACAAGCUGAAGCACUCGCUGCGCACAGUGCUUGAGAGCGUGCUGGUGGAGGACAGCGACCUGAGCGGUGGGUCGGGCAGCCGCCGCCGCCACGUUUCCUCCACCGCCACCUCAGCCUCCACCCUCCUGCCGGCUGACCGCCUUUCCACCCUACGACCUGGGCGCUUGACCCGCUGGAUGAGGGGUGGCGGGGCACAGGCCCCGCAGAGGGUCCAGGUGCUGAGCUCCACCUCGGAUUAGAACCCCUCGGCCUUGGAUGGCACGCCAGCACACCCCUGGCCUCUCCUCAUACCCCACUGAAAACGCACAUUGCCAAUGCCAGGCCCAGGUUGUAGCUCCCCUGGGUAAGCUCCAGCAAACUAGCUUGUGGAAGUGCCCUGGGUGACUGGGAGCAAAGUGAAUUGACGCAAUCCUUCCUGAACAUUUAAUCUUGUGGUGUGGAGCUGGGAGAUCAGCAGGGUGUGGAAGCAACCUUUAGAGGAGUUACCUAGUUUCACUGCUGGCCCCAGGCUUCUACACAUUUAAGAACAACUGCCUAGGGAUCUUGAUGAGGGCGGGGGUGAUUUUGUACUUCCAAUACCUUCCAGGCAGCUGUCCCAAGGACAACUGGGAGUCAGAAAGGUUAAACUCACAGCCUGUGUAUCAUAAGGCACUGCUUUGUGGAUGGGACAAAAGGAGAUGUUCAAUUAACAAGUGUAGGAGGGUCAGAGGAAGGAAAAGGGUUAAGUAGUUUCCAGCCAAACACCUUCACUCUUAGGCCCCUGCUUGGCCUUUCAUCACGCAACCUUGCUGGCCAGCUCCUACUCAGGGAUCUUCACUCCCCAGUCUCAGGGCUGCUGCUGCUACAGACUGCAUCACUGGUUGAAUUCUAUCCAGAGCCAACACCCUCCAACCUCCCCAGCAUUACUGCUGUCUCUAGGGAUAGGGCCUGGCAGCUCUCAAGUCCACCUGCAGGUAAGAAGGGCACCCUUACCAGCCAUGGACCUUCUACCACACUGCACCUAAUGUCCUCUACCAUGUGAACAGACUCCAGGGCAGCCAGCAAUGGCUCACCUCUACAUUCCAGGGGAAGCAGAGUGGAUGUGGAUAUAGAAGAGCCAGGAUGAGAAAUUUUCACAUCUCCUGAACCACUCAAGGCUAAGCUGGUUGUCAGUUCUUCAGUGCCAAGUAGACUUCAAGCUCAGAGCAGGUGCUUCUCAAACUGGCUAGUAAAAUGUCACCCUUAACCCCCUUCUGCUUUACUCAGAGCACAGCACACCUGGCACACCAUGUAUUUUAAUUGUUUACUAUGAGAAUCCCCCAUUGGGGGCAGGGACUUCUAUCUUUCUGGGAGCCCAGAGAUGUACUUGUGCAGGUAUCAAUAAGCAAACACUUCUGGUUGGAACAGCACAAGCCCUAAGACCUCGACAGUCUAGCAUAGGAAAGGGGUGCUGGGAAGGAACCCAGUUCCCCCAAACUUCCCACUUAAAUCUCCAUCUAGGUUAGGAAAAGGCUGGCUCCAG
This is a messenger RNA of Meriones unguiculatus (Mongolian gerbil), 3059 nucleotides long. It is a transcript of the gene Ptgdr2, whose product is annotated as prostaglandin D2 receptor 2. Gene Ontology annotation, cellular component: plasma membrane. The transcript has 3 exons. NCBI's taxonomy places the organism in Eukaryota, Metazoa, Chordata, Mammalia, Rodentia, Muridae. The coding region runs from base 625 to 1797 and encodes 390 amino acids. Gene Ontology annotation, biological process: positive regulation of cytosolic calcium ion concentration; phospholipase C-activating G protein-coupled receptor signaling pathway; complement receptor mediated signaling pathway. The record is from RefSeq and is a predicted model, not a curated record. Gene Ontology annotation, molecular function: complement receptor activity; G protein-coupled receptor activity.